Messenger RNA from Aspergillus bombycis, 1017 nucleotides. Its product is annotated as NAD(P)-dependent alcohol dehydrogenase. Gene Ontology annotation, biological process: alcohol metabolic process. The transcript has 3 exons. The record is from RefSeq and is a predicted model, not a curated record. Gene Ontology annotation, molecular function: zinc ion binding; alcohol dehydrogenase (NADP+) activity. Lineage: Eukaryota; Fungi; Ascomycota; Eurotiomycetes; Eurotiales; Aspergillaceae. The coding region runs from base 1 to 1017 and encodes 338 amino acids.
AUGGGCCCCUACACCCCUAAAGCAUGGGAGGAAACCGACAUCGACAUCAAAAUCACGCAUUGCAGUGUUUGCAGCUCUGACCUAAGUACUCUGCGCAGCAGCUGGGCACCGGCCGAGUAUCCCUGCUGCGUCGGACAUGAGAUCGUCGGUGUAGCUAUGCGUGUCGGGUCAGCGGUUACCAAUGGUAUUUCUGUAGGUGAUCGGGUAGCUGUUGGUCCGCAGAGUGACGCCUGUCUUGGUCGGCGAGGUGUAUGUCAGGAGUGUGCGAGUGGGAGGGAGAAUUACUGCCACAUUCACCUAACCGGAACCUACAAUGGUCGGUAUCUGAGUGGUGACAAGUCCUUCGGUGGAUUCGGACGGUACCAUCGCGCGCCGUCACAUUUUGUCUUCAGGGUUCCGGACGGGUUGCCAUCGGCACAUGCGGCGCCAAUGAUGUGUGCUGGUGUCACUACCUACUCUGCGUUGAAGAGGAACGGCUGUGGCCCAGGGAAGAAUGUGGGAAUCAUUGGCAUUGGAGGAUUGGGACACUUUGGGAUUCUGUGGGCGAAGGCACUCGGUGCAGAGAAGGUUGUGGCCAUUUCCCGCAGGUCGAAUAAACGAGAGGAUGCUAUUCGUCUGGGGGCGGACGAAUAUCUCGCUACGGAGGACGAUGCGGACUGGGCCGGAGCUCAUAAGAUGACGCUGGAUCUGCUUAUAUGUACAGUUUCUUCCUCACAGAUGCCAUUAGAAAGCUACCUCAGCUGCCUCCGCACCGACGGCUGUUUUGUCCAGAUCGGCUUACCAGAAGACAAAUUUCCUCCGUUCCGAGCAGGCCUACUGGCCUCACGCGCUGCGAAAGUCGCGGGCUCGUUCAUCGGUGCACCGCACGAGAUUCGAAAAAUGCUGCAGCUGGCGGUCGACAAGCGUGUAGUUCCGUGGGUGACCGAGCGGCCGAUGAAGGAGGCGAAUGCGGCUAUCGUUGAUAUGGCGCAAGGGAAGGCUCGAUAUCGAUAUGUCCUCGUCAAUGAGGAAAGCUGA